GGGAGGAAGAGGUAGGAGGGGAGGAGAAGGUGGAGGGCGGGGACGGGGCCAGCCCGAGGAAAUCAAACGGCCCCGACAUGAAUUAGGCAGCGGCCGCAGAGGGGAGGGCCCCCCUCCCCCUCCGUCGGUCCCCGCACGGCGCCCGGCGGCGGCAGCGCCGCCCCGCUCGGAGCGGCGGCUCGGGGCGCGCACGCACACACGGACCGGCGGCGGCCGGGCGGGCGGGGGGGCCGGCAGAUGAAGAUGGCAAUGUCUGUGAUCCAAGCGUGCCGCAGCCUGGCGCUCUCAACAUGGCUGCUGUCCUUUUGUUUCGUGCAUCUGCUGUGCCUGGACUUCACCGUGGCCGAGAAGGAGGAGUGGUACACGGCCUUCGUCAACAUCACCUACGCCGACCCGGCGGGCGGCGGCGCCGAGCUCCGCAGCGAGAAGAGCGAGUGCGGGCGCUACGGCGAGCAGUCGCCCAAGCAGGACGCCCGCGGGCAGGUGGCCCUGUCCGCCUCGCCCGCCGACCGCUUCGCCUGCGACCCCGGCACCCGCUUCAACGCCCCGGCGCCGGGCAAGAGCUGGGUGGCCCUGAUCCCGCGGGGAAACUGCACCUACAAGGACAAGAUCCGCCACGCCGCCGCCCAGAACGCCUCCGCCGUCGUCAUCUACAACGUGGGCUCCAGCAACGCCAACGAGACCAUCACCAUGCCCCACGCAGGUUUAGAAGAUGUUGUAGCAAUAAUGAUUCCUGAACCCAAAGGAAAAGAGAUAGUGAGCCUCCUGGAGAGGAACAUUACUGUGAUGAUGUACAUAACCAUCGGGACACGCAACCUGCAGAAGUACGUCAGCCGGACCUCUGUGGUGUUCGUCUCCAUCUCUUUCAUUGUGCUGAUGAUCAUCUCGCUGGCGUGGCUGGUCUUCUAUUACAUCCAGAGAUUCCGCUACGCAAAUGCCAGAGACAGAAAUCAGCGCCGGCUUGGAGAUGCUGCAAAGAAAGCAAUCAGCAAGCUGCAAGUCAGAACCAUCAGGAAGGGUGACAAGGAGACUGAGCCAGACUUUGAUAACUGUGCUGUUUGUAUUGAAGGCUACAAGCCCAAUGAUGUUGUCAGGAUAUUGCCUUGCAGGCAUCUUUUCCACAAGUCCUGUGUAGAUCCCUGGCUGCUAGACCAUCGUACCUGCCCGAUGUGUAAAAUGAAUAUUCUAAAAGCUCUAGGGAUUCCGCCAAAUGCAGAUUGCAUGGAUGAUAUACCUCCAGACUUGGAAGGAUCCAUAGGAGGACCACCAACCAACCAGAUAACAGGAGCCAGUGACAUAACAGUGAACGAGAGCUCUGUAGCCCUGGAUCCCCCAGCACGGACUGUGGGAGUGCUACAAGUCAUCCAAGACGUAGACUCCUUUCCCCAGGCUGGGGAGAGUAACUUCACAACAAGCAAUGAACAGGAGCCAGCGGUCAGCAGUGAUUCAGAUAUUUCAUUGAUUAUGGCAAUGGAGGUUGGACUGUCUGAUGUGGAGCUUUCCACUGAUCAAGACUGCGAAGAGGUGAAAUCUUGAAAAACAAACAGAGAUCCAACACCAAACUACAGGGGAGGGUCACAGGGAGGGACCGAAUCAGCUUUCUAGGAUUUGGACCAGUCAUGCACAUGCCUCCAGAGCACUGUCACUCCUGCACACUCCAUUCUGAGAUGGUCACGAAAAGCAAUAGCAACAGUUGUGUCUGCCUGGAUGCGGUUUCAUCAUCUACAUACCCUCGUUUGGUUCACACGGGAGAUGAACGCUUCCAGUUUGCCCACGUGCUUGAGAGAGGUCAUGGAACUCUUCAGUGGCUCGUAAAUACGCAACUGAAAUGACAGCUUGAGUGUUUUCUACACACUUGUUCAAUUGAGGUUUUGUUGGUUUUGUGUUGUUUUUUUGGUUUUUUUUGAAAGACGUAUGUUUUGUUUGUUUGUUUGUUUGUUUAUAGUUUGUUAUGGAUAGGCACUCUGUUUGUGUUGACUGACCCCAAGUUUUUCAAGAGUUCAAUCGAGAAAUCUGAAUUCCCAUUUGCAGGUCUCUUCAUAAUCUGACCAGGAUUUUAUUGCCUUGUUGUUUCUGCAUGAAGUACAUGUGGCUUCAGAAGGAUGGUGCACCUGCACCCUGCAUUAAUGUGAAGCCUGCUUUCAUGAAGUGGAAGGCUUGGAAAUGGUGUGUUCUGAAGGUCUUUAUUUGUAAGAGAGCUCUGAAUUAAGAGAGAUUGCUGAGAUUUGGGUUAAAA
This is a messenger RNA of Empidonax traillii (willow flycatcher), 2236 nucleotides long. It is a transcript of the gene RNF150, whose product is annotated as ring finger protein 150. NCBI's taxonomy places the organism in Eukaryota, Metazoa, Chordata, Aves, Passeriformes, Tyrannidae. The record is from RefSeq and is a predicted model, not a curated record. The coding region runs from base 238 to 1536 and encodes 432 amino acids. The transcript is spliced from 7 exons.